Coffea eugenioides is the source of this 1267-nucleotide messenger RNA. RefSeq names its product protein PYRICULARIA ORYZAE RESISTANCE 21-like. Bases 120 to 776 code for a protein of 218 amino acids. Gene Ontology annotation, molecular function: metal ion binding. The record is from RefSeq and is a predicted model, not a curated record. The transcript is spliced from 3 exons. NCBI's taxonomy places the organism in Eukaryota, Viridiplantae, Streptophyta, Magnoliopsida, Gentianales, Rubiaceae.
CACCCCCCCCCCAUCCAAAAAAAAAAAAGAAAAAAAUUCCCAUUUCCCACAUUUAUCAUUUGGGCUGUGGAUUCUUGAUCAGAUCCACCCAUCGCCACUGACUGACUCCUUCAUCAGCCAUGGCUGAGAAGGUCACUCUAAUGAGACUCAAGGUUGAUCUUCAAUGCCCCAGCUGCUACAAGAAGGUCAAGAAAAUCCUCUGCAAAUUUCCUCAAAUCAGAGACCAGGUAUAUGAUGAGAAGCAAAAUCUGGUGACCAUCACCGUUGUGUGCUGUAGCCCGGAGAAAAUCCGCGACAAAUUAUGUUGCAAGGGUGGCAAAGUCAUUAAGAGCAUUGAGAUCGUGAAGCCACCCCCACCACCAAAGCCCGAGGCGAAAGAAAAGCCUAAGCCGCCAGAAAAGCCUCCCAAAAAACCAGCUGAAAAGCCGAAGGAUCCUGUCGAAAAACCCACAGGUAUAGUAGUUGAAAAGCCGAAGGAUCCUGUCGAAAAACCCACAGGUAUAGUAGUUGAAAAGCCGAAGGAUCCUACACCACCACCACUACUAGCAGCAACGGUUCCAACUGAACCGUACUCGCACCUGUCAGUUCCAACGGGGUUCUGCUGUGUCCCAUGUUCAGAAGGGUACAGGGGGGGACCAUGCUACUAUGGGUACGGGCAGCCUGUGCCCCCGCCACCCUAUUAUGAUAGCUAUGGUUAUGGGUAUGGGAAGGGGUACCCGUACAGCCGCUGCGAUUAUUUCAGUGAGGAGAACACUGGAAAUUGUACGAUUAUAUGAGUGGAGUAGAGAAUUUGAUGGGGUGCCUCUAGUGUGAUUCUAUGGUAGUAUGUAUGUAGUCAGGGCGACCUAUACAAGGAAGAAGAAAAUAAUACUAAUGGACGUGCAACAAUGGAUGCUUCGGUGAAUGUAUUUUCGGAAAGAGACAUUGGUCUGAUGAGAGCGUUUUGACGAAUUGAAUAGGAUCUGGUUCGGAUGGUUGAUUGUAGCAACGUCCUCCAAAUUAUGAACGGACCCCAUGUAAUAAUAAAAUGUUUUUAAGUUUGGUCAACAAUAAAAGAACAACGGUAGUAUGAUCAUUGAUCAUCAGCCAAACUUCCCGAAGACCCCAUGGCAGUAAACUAGUAUACAGUGGCACAGACAGAGGCUCGCUCGCUCGCUCUAGAGUAUUAAUUACUAUUGGAUUGGUCUGGUUGUCUGUAAUAAAUUGUCAGCGGUCCAGGCUGUCGUCCAUUAUUAUUACAAAAUAAUUGAGGUGCGACGUUAUUAAU